This is a messenger RNA of Brassicogethes aeneus, 1107 nucleotides long. Lineage: Eukaryota; Metazoa; Arthropoda; Insecta; Coleoptera; Nitidulidae. The record is from the annotation of a GenBank genome assembly.
UAUGUUAUAACUAGCCAAAGAAGUGCAUUUGUUAAAGCCCGUUUCCAAUGGAAACAUAAUGUUUGCGCGUAAUACGUGUUUGGUAAAACUGGGUCCUUAGCUUUGCGACGCCUUUGUGUUUAGUUUUGACGGCAACACGUUAAUAUAAGGACGCGCCGCGACGUCGAACCAGAAGCGCCGAAAAAAAUUUUACAACAGUCAUGGACUCCUGUGGCAUGACUUUCAUUAAAUAUCUGUUGUUUGUUUUUAACCUUAUUUUUGCGAUUUCUGGUAUUGGAAUCAUAGUUGCUGGAGCAGUCGUUUUAUCGGAUGUGGCCGAUUUUCACCAUUUUGCAGAUAAUGAUUUACUUGGGCCUCCUAUAGUUUUAAUAGUAGCCGGAGCUAUUGUUUUUGUUGUGGCCUUUUUGGGCUGUUUUGGAGCUAUCAGAGAGUCCUACAACCUAUUGAUAUCAUUCGCAGUUCUUCUUUUGGUGAUUUUCGUUAUCGAGUUAGCGUGUGGCAUAGCCGCCGCUGUUUAUAAGACAGAUUUCCAAGGAACAUUUAAAAACACUUUAAAACAAUCCAUGGCUAACUAUAGCGAAAACGAAGUGGAGAGAAUUGCUUGGAACAACGUACACAAGAAGUUCAAAUGUUGCGGUGUAAGCGGGUUUACCGACUGGCAAUCACAAAAUAUGCCGUUGUCAUGUUGCCAUUCCAUGAGAGACAGAAACGACCCAACCAGCCAAUAUUGCUCCCAAAAUGGCGCCGGGCCCUAUUACUUCAACGUCGGUUGUUUCGACAAACUGGAAAUGAAAAUUCAAUCGAAUACGAAAAUUGUCAUCGGAGUUGGCAUUGGAAUCGCCUUUAUAGAGCUUAUUGGUGUUUUCCUUGCCUGCUGGUUGGCCCAUACAAUAAAGAAAGAAAAUGGCGAGAAAUGAGAGAACAAUUCAGUAGUAGAUAUUUAUGAUCAAAGAAAAAAUAUUUAUGUUUAUUAGAAUGUGUUUAUUAAGAGCAAUAUAUAAAAAAUUAAUAUUAUCGUUUUUGUACAUACAUCAUUAGUUUGAUUACAUUUUUAAAAAACUUAAUUAAUAAAGUUUAUCUAGUGUUGCUGAAAGCUUUACUAAUCCC